Molecule: messenger RNA, 1344 nt
Organism: Limanda limanda (common dab)
Lineage: Eukaryota; Metazoa; Chordata; Actinopteri; Pleuronectiformes; Pleuronectidae
Gene: st8sia5
Product: ST8 alpha-N-acetyl-neuraminide alpha-2,8-sialyltransferase 5
Exons: 9
Coding region: 1-1344 (447 amino acids)
Biological process (GO): N-glycan processing; oligosaccharide metabolic process
Molecular function (GO): alpha-N-acetylneuraminate alpha-2,8-sialyltransferase activity
Source: RefSeq, a predicted model, not a curated record
AUGCUGCGCCGCAGGAUGGGAUACGCCGACCCCUCGUCGGGUAAAGACAUUCUCGGCAAUCGCUCCCUUUGUUUCAUAUUCAUUUGCGCCUUCGGCCUCGUCACGUUACUGCAGCAGAUCCUCUACGGGAAGAACUACAUCAAGAAUGCGCAACAGUUUAGCCGACUCAAAGGGGACGAGACAGGAAAUUGGACCGGUCCCGUCAAUUUCUCGGAUGACGGACCGCUGAAGCCUGCCAGAAAUGGAAGGAAAAGAUGUUUCCGUCAGAAUAUUCAGCCAGAUUCAAAGAUCUCCGUAGUAGUCACACCCUGCAUAGCCGGUAUUAAGAAGAAAAAAAAACGCUCUCAAAGGUAUCUGGAUAACUAUGAUGGCUCCUUUGAGUACAACUCCACUGCAUGCAGGGAGCUCAGGCAGGAGAUUAUGGAUGUCAAAGUCCUGACAAUGGUGAAAACCUCUGACCUGUUUGAGAGGUGGCGGAACCUGCAGGUGUGUAAGUGGGAGCAGAACAAGGAGGAGGCCAGCAACUUCAAGAUGUCUCUGUCUCGCUGCUGUAACGCUCCUUCCUUCCUGUUCACCACCAAGAGGAACACACCUUCAGGCACCAAGCUGCGGUACGAGGUGGACACCAGUGGUAUCCUCCCCAUCACCACAGAGGUCUUUAAGAUGUUCCCUGAUGAUAUGCCAUAUUCCAAAUCGCAGUACAAGAAAUGUGCUGUCAUUGGAAAUGGCGGCAUCAUCAAGAACAGCAAGUGUGGAAAGCAAAUCGAUUCAGCAGAUUUUGUAUUUAGGUGCAACAUCCCACCCAUUGUUGAGAAGUACUCAGCGGAUGUUGGCACUAAAACAGAUCUGGUGACAAUAAAUCCGAGCAUUAUUACUGAGAGAUUUCAGAAGCUGGAGAAAUGGCGACGUCCGUUUUACGAAGUCCUCCAGAACUACGAGAACUCCUCGGUGGUGCUUCCAGCCUUCUACAACACCCGCAACACAGACGUCUCUUUCAGGGUCAAAUACAUGCUGGACGACUUCGACUCGCAGCGAGGCGUGUUCUUCUUCCACCCGCAGUACCUGCUCAACGUGCAGCGCUUCUGGGCGGUGCAGGGCGUCCGGGCCAAGAGGCUCAGCAGCGGCCUGAUGCUCGUGACCGCCGCCCUGGAGAUGUGCGAGGAGGUUCACCUCUACGGCUUCUGGGCGUUCCCCAUGAACCCCUCCGGCAUCUUCAUCACCCACCAUUACUACGACAACGUCAAGCCACGGCCGGGCUUCCACGCCAUGCCUCACGAGAUUUUCAACUUCAUUCACAUGCAUACUCGCGGGAUCCUCCACGUGCACACGGGGCAGUGCACGUGA